Messenger RNA from Besnoitia besnoiti, 1647 nucleotides. Its product is annotated as KRUF family protein. The record is from RefSeq and is a predicted model, not a curated record. Lineage: Eukaryota; Apicomplexa; Conoidasida; Eucoccidiorida; Sarcocystidae. Bases 1 to 1647 code for a protein of 548 amino acids. The transcript has 4 exons.
AUGGCAGAGCUUGAGGAGCAGAUACAGCUAGGAGAGAGUUGGCUGCAGAGAAGAGACGGCGGCAUGAAGGACCCUGGGGAAGGCACCUCUGCCCAGGCAGCGCCUCCCGGGCCUUCCACAAGUGCCAACUUUUGCGCAAGCUCACCAGGCCGGCGACCGAGGCACUGCGCGAGUGGGGGCAAAAGGAGAACGCAGACGAGGGCGGCGACCGACCCGCGACGUCGCCCUUCGGAGCCACAGGCCGGCACCUCGUUAGGCACUUCACUGCUGGCUAGCUCCAUCGAGGUGCGCGGCCACGAGGGUGUCACGUACGCGGAGUUGGCCAUUCGACAACUGAGGCGCUCGGCAGCCGCCUUGACACAGUCAUGGGGCGACCGGAACGCCUAUACCGUCAACAACAUUGCUGACCGACUGCGUCGGGAGAAGAUGGACCCAACCCUCCAACAGCUUCGACGGUGGUAUAAGAUUGCGCAUGAUUAUCAUCGAGCCCGUUCAGGUACCAGGUUGGAUGAGGCACGAGCUUUGCUAGACAAGGCCCAAUUACUGGAGACGCAGAUGAGGGAGGCUGGAGUAUCUUUACCAUCCGAAGUGGAUCGCCCCGUGGGUGGCGCGUCUCAGGAACCAACUUCCAGACAACAUUCGGGGCCGUCAAGCACGUCUGCGGGUCCUGUGCGAACGUUUGCGGAGGUUGCCGCUGCCAAGCUGCGGAGAGAAGCUGCAGAUCUUCGGCUCACCUGGGGGGCUGGAAAAUCUAUGUACACGGCACAGUUUCUUGCUGACCAUAUGGCGCGGAACAACAACCCGAAUCCCGGUGCCAGUCUACUCAUGAAAUGGAGGUGCGAGGCGGUGAACCGAUACAAUCGGGUGGCAGAUGGGAAGCUCUCACUCGCCGCGGCGCUAGAUGCAGAGGCGGAAGACAUAGAAAAAGAAGUCGUGGCCGUCAUACCGCGCGCACGGGACCCCGAGUCGGAUUCGUCGGACCAGGAAGGCGCUCAAGAUCCCCGUGAAACACCAACUAGCACAGGGCCAUCGUCGUCCCCUACCGCCCACUCCGGCGCGGGUCCGAGUGUCACAGCGGCGCCGUCAUCGGUGCCGUCUCUUUGGUUCGCGCCCGCUACUUCCGUGGGCGACUACGUCCGACGCACCGGUUCCGCCCUCUGGACGCCACCGGGCCCCUCUUCUCUGACUCGUCGCGCGGCACCAGCAGGCCAGCAGACGGGCGCAGGACAGGUGGCGACGAGCGCACGCACUGGGGGCACACGACAGGAGCAGACAUCGAGUUCGGGUGACAGCUUAGGUCGAGGCGAACUACCGCGGCCGGCCCCCACAAGCCGAGAACUCCCCCCAACACGCCGCUCAGCUGCACCUGGUUCGCCCCCUGCCAAAAGGGCCCGACUGCUGUCCAGGGGCUCACCAGGCGCUGGCAGCGCCGGGCCCCAUUCGCCUAUCCCCCCGUCUCCUGCGCAGGCGCCACCAAGGUCACCAACAGCAUAUACCCAGACUCAACCUCCAGCUGCGCCUCUGCUCGUCAGCACCGCCCCCCCAUCUGGCGCAGCCGUCGGUCCGUUAGCCACGCGCCUUCCGCCUCAUAUGUUACCGCUGAAGAAGCGGCCCCGCCAUAGUGAUACGGGUGGCGACCGCACAUAG